Strongylus vulgaris is the source of this 234-nucleotide messenger RNA. NCBI's taxonomy places the organism in Eukaryota, Metazoa, Nematoda, Chromadorea, Rhabditida, Strongylidae. The record is from the annotation of a GenBank genome assembly.
AUGCUGAUUGGGGCUACGGAUCUGUGCCUUUCUAUCGAGCUCCACAUGGUUUCUACCGACAAUACCGUAAUUUCCACUACGGUUCUCCUUUCUACCGCCGUCCUCGUUUCCAUUACGGCCCACGUUUCCAUCAUGCAUAUGGACCUUAUGGCUAUCAUGCCUCAUAAUCCUGUCAGAGGCGCAAUACGAGGGGCUGUUACUGGAACUUUGAUUGGUGCUCAUCUGAGCUUAUAA